Engraulis encrasicolus (European anchovy) is the source of this 2443-nucleotide messenger RNA. It is a transcript of the gene adgrg11, whose product is annotated as adhesion G protein-coupled receptor G11. Gene Ontology annotation, cellular component: plasma membrane. Gene Ontology annotation, biological process: cell surface receptor signaling pathway; adenylate cyclase-activating G protein-coupled receptor signaling pathway. Lineage: Eukaryota; Metazoa; Chordata; Actinopteri; Clupeiformes; Engraulidae. Gene Ontology annotation, molecular function: G protein-coupled receptor activity. The record is from RefSeq and is a predicted model, not a curated record. The transcript is spliced from 12 exons. The coding region runs from base 229 to 1641 and encodes 470 amino acids.
UGCAAAGACGCAAAGUACGACGACUGCAAGGAUAUCGGAGAUGCCUUUGAGUAUCGGAUCAAUCUGAGCAGCAAGCCGAUAUAUUGUUAUAAAUGUGGGAACCCAACUGUUGAAGCACCGGAAGUGAAUCUCUCGGGAACCAACAUAACAACCCCUGACCCCCAAACCAGCUUGAAGCCAGAGGACGCAGUAAAGAUUGUGGAGCAGCUGUCCUCUCUGGCUGUUCUGAUGGGAGACCGGCCUGCGGCCAGUGUGUCCAUCGGGGAGAUUAAGGGGGUCAUGGUCAAACCCAAAGAUGAAGACGACCUCAAGCAGCUAACCUUCGGGAGUGCCGACACUGGUCUAAAUAUAAUUCAAGAUGAGAGCGCCAGCAACCAAUUACCCCUGUCUGUGACAGUGUCCAAAGAAGCGUAUCAGAAGUCCUAUCAAAAGAAGAAAAAUGAAACCAUUGUUGGAGUUUUCCGUUUCCCCAAUAUGACAGUGGGUGGAAACCUGACUGCCCUAACGAAUAAGGUGUACGCCAUUGAAAUGGGAACAAAUAUUUCAGAUCUCUCAGAGCCGAUACAACUCAAAUUCAAUAUGAAAAUACCUGGAAGACGCAAUCUCUCCUGCCAAAGUUGGGAUGGAAACGGUAGCGAACCCAAUUGGACAGAAGAAGGCUGUAUCACUACACAGUUUGAUGACCAAAUUGUUUGUGAAUGCAGCCACCUGACCUUCUUUGCUGUUCUAAUGUCACCCCCUGGUGAAGAGCCGAUUUCAGCUUCGGAUUUGGGGACCCUAACCUACAUCUCCUACAUCGGCUGUGGUGUGUCUGUGUUCUUCCUUGGGAUUGCACUGUUCAUGUUCUUUUGCAUAAGGAAGGCGAAGGCCAGCAACGCCACCCAUAUCCUCCUCCACCUGAUGGUGGCGCUCUUCCUGCUUAACCUCACCUUCCUGACCAACGAGUGGGUGGCCAACCUGGGCAUCGACGUGGCGUGCAAGAUCAUGGCGGCCGCCAUGCACUACUCCAUGCUCAGCUCCUUCUCCUGGUUCGCCGUGGAGGCCUUCCACCUCUGCCUGCAGAUGACCAAGUACUCGGCAGUGUCCAUUCCCCACUACAAGCUCAAACUCAGCAUCGUCGGAUGGGCCCCCCCUGCCAUUGUGGUGCUGGUCAUAUUCAUUUUGGAAAAGUACAGUCUAUUAACAAUUCCCGCUGCCAAUGGAACCGAAGCCAAAUUGUGCUGGAUCGUGGACAGCACGGUCCACUACGCGGUCAACAUCGGCUACUACUCCAUAGUCUUCCUCUUCACCUUCGUCAUCUUCGUGGUCAUGCUACGCUGGCUCUGCUACAUGCGCAGCAGCUCCAAGGUCAAAGGUCAGAAGAGCAGCAGCACCAGGUCCAGUGACGUCAUCACCAUCAUGGGCCUCUGCUGCACGCUGGGCGUGGCCUGGAGCUUCGCCUUCUUCAGCCACGGGGCCCUGCGAUUGCCCUCUUACUACAUCUUCUCCAUCCUCAACUCCCUCCAAGGCUUGUUUCUCUUUAUAUAUUACUACAACACCAGCAAGCUCAUUGGAGAUGGCGGCACUUCCUCAAACUCAACCUCAUCCACUGAUACUUCAACCUCAAAGCUGGGAUUUCACAACCCUUAUGAAAACGAAUGAAACAAAGGUUAAAGGUGCACGGUGUAAGAUUGUGGCCAGAGCGGGUAUUGCAACCAUGCUGCUCAUUGAAACUGAGCUGCCUGUUUCCAAAUUUGACCUUUUCAUGAAUAUUUACUAAUAGUAGAGCGGCUACAGGAAAAAUCGUGCAAAUUAUGAUACUUUUGCAAAUACUGAUAUGCUUUUUGGGGGGGCAGCUUCACGCAGGUCUACCUGAGUCCCAGGUGAGGAUGGAGGACAAUACUGGUUAUUUUGGAAAUUGAGCCAUGAUAUUGUAUAGGCUAUACACCAGGAGAACUGUGUGUUUUGAGAUGGACCAUAUUACAGUCGGCUACUACUACUUCUUUAUUUGUGCUGCUCUUAUUUCUAUGUGUUUAGGGAAAACAUUCUUAGGUAUUCUUCAUUCUUUAUACCAACUUAAAGUGCUGUCAAUCAACAAUCCACUGACUAUUCGUAAGCUAUAAAAUGUUUUAACCUAAUGCUGCAAAGUAGGCUAACUGAUUAUUCAAACAACGGUGGACAACACUUUCAAGCUGUCUUCUACUUUCAAUUUCCAAGAAUUAAGAGUGUGCUUUUAGAGUAGGCCUACCCGUAAUUUGUGCAUGCCAGCGCAGUCAUUGUAAAUAUAGGCCUACGUAUAUGAGGUAUAUUUGCGCAUGCCAGUGCAGUCAUUGUAAAUAUAGGCAUAUAUAUUUAAUAUAUGAUACAGAGAUGGAGGUACUAUUAUUACAAUUAAUAACUCACUUAGCCUACAAUGUGCUCUGUGUACUCUAAUAAUUUAGGCCUUAUCAGAACUACACGUAUG